GCGUGAUUAGCCAAUGGCAAGGAGAGUCUAAGGAGCGUGUCAUCUCGCUCGUCCUCACCCACCUCCCGUUGCUCAAACCAGGCAACGUCGAAGCCAAGGGCGAGUACAUGCGCCUGCUGCCACGCAUCCUGGCCCACACCAUCGAGCAUGGCCGCCACCUGGAGGAGUCCCGCCAGCUCCUGUCCUACGCCCUCAUCCACCCCGCCACCUCCCUGGAGGACCGCUCAGCCCUGGCACUGUGGCUCAACCACCUGGAGGAGAGGGCCGCUGCCCGGGGAGACUCACUGGAAAGGCCUCCACCUUCGGGACCACACCACCACCACCACCAGUCCACGCCACCAUCCACCCUCUCAUCAACAGGAUCCUCCUCCUCCACCAACACCUCUUCAUCAGGCAACCUCUACUCCUCCUUGCAUCACCACCAGCGCUACGGCUCGGACGACCGCCUCAACGGCUGGCAGAGCUCCAGGGAUUCAGGGCUGGGCGGAGGCUGGCAUCAGCAGCAGCAGGGCUGUGAGAACGGGCACCUCCUUCUUUACCCAUCAUCCUCUGUGCCCACAACCAUCAACACAGUUGGAACUGGUGGAGGCGGUACCACUGUCCUGACGAGUGGAGGUGGCAGCCAGCAGCACAGUCCCCUGAAGCGCUCCGUGUCCCUCACCCCUCCCAUGAGCGGCCCCAGCAACCAGCCUCUGGGUCACGUCUGGCUGUCCCAAGAGGACCUACGUUCUGCCCGAGGCCCCGCCCCAGACCACGCACCUCUCUCCCCCCAGAGCAGCAUCGCCUCCUCUGGCAGUGGGGGCAGUGAGCAUCUGGAGGAGGCUGGUUUAGGAGGUUCAGGUCUGCAUCGCAGUUCCUUCCACGAUGAGGGCAGCGGCAUGAGGGAUGUUCCUGCGUGGCUGAAGAGUCUCCGUCUCCAUAAGUACGCCGCUCUCUUCUCCACGAUGACCUACGAUGAGAUGAUGUCACUGACCGAAGAGCAACUUGAGGCACAGAAGGUCACUAAAGGAGCAAGGCACAAGAUUGUUAUCAGCAUUCUGAAGCUCAAAGACAGACAGAAUCUACUUCGCAGCUUGGAAAAGGAUGUGUUGGAGGGCAGUAAUCUGCGCUCGCCCCUACAGGAACUCCAUCAGAUGAUCAUGACGCCUAUCAAGGCUUUCAAUGGUGGCGAGGAGGCCUCUAUGCAGCGGGCCCUGCUGAGCUCCGAAAGCAAGAGCGCAGCGCCGGGCUCCCACCUGACGGGGGUUGGGGGAGCCGGAGGGGAGGCUGAGUCGAGCACAAGCGUCAUCGCUGAGGGGGAUCUACCCGGCCAGUUCACCCGUGUCAUGGGCAAAGUUUGUACCCAACUACUGGUGUCGAGGUCAGACGAGGACAACAUCAGCUCCUACCUACAACUCAUCGACAAGUGCCUUAUACAUGAGUCCUUCACUGAGACGCAGAAGAAGAGGCUGUUGUCAUGGAAACAACAGGUCCAGAGGCUGUUCCGGUCCAUUCCAAGGAAAACUCUCCUCGACAUCGCAGGGUACCGAACGCAGAGGAGCCGGUUCGGCCAGUCUAACUCUCUCCCCACCGCUGGCUGUGUUGGGGGCAGCGUGUCGGCCCGGAGGAGCCUCCGUCAGUUCCAGAUGCCCUCCAGGAGCUUGCCGGGUGCCAGGCUGGGCCUGCUGGGCAGCAGUGGGCUGCUGGGACCCACACCCCGCAGCUCCAGCAGCACACCCACCGGUCCCAAGCAGGGCAGACAGGGUCUGUGGUUCGCCAACCCCGGGGGAAGCAACAGCAUGCCGAGCCGGACUCACAGCUCCGUGCAGAGGACGCGCUCGCUGCCCGUUCACACCUCCCCACAAACCAUGGUCAUGUUCCAACAAUCCG
This is a messenger RNA of Notothenia coriiceps (black rockcod), 1869 nucleotides long. It is a transcript of the gene samd4a, whose product is annotated as sterile alpha motif domain containing 4A. The transcript is spliced from 9 exons. The annotation marks the transcript as partial. Gene Ontology annotation, biological process: negative regulation of translation; nuclear-transcribed mRNA poly(A) tail shortening; regulation of mRNA stability. Gene Ontology annotation, cellular component: P-body. The record is from RefSeq and is a predicted model, not a curated record. Gene Ontology annotation, molecular function: protein binding; translation repressor activity; mRNA binding. NCBI's taxonomy places the organism in Eukaryota, Metazoa, Chordata, Actinopteri, Perciformes, Nototheniidae.